CUCACAGUCAGACUUGUAAACAAGCGGAAAUUGAGGAACGCGUGAGUGCGCUUUUUGGACGGUGGCGCCACGACGGGUGAGACCGGGUUGGGGGGUUGGGGGGCGCGAGCUAACCGCCUGCCUCGGCCCCCUGCGCCACCUGAGGACCAGUUCUGCCUCAUCGAUUAUCUUUUUAAUUUUCUACUGGUAAUUGCCACUAUUUAAGGUAGCAACUGUGGCAACGUUGCGAGGCCGCACUCUCGUUAAGUCUGGAAGUUGGUGCUGCAAACGCCCUUAGUCGCAGGUCAGUAGCUUAGGUAGGAUUCGACAAACGUGCAACAAUGUCGGUAGCGACGCUGCGACUAUCAACCUCAGUGGGCCCUGCCACAAGCAUUUCCGCGACCUCCGCGUCCAGCGGCAACGCCCAGCAGCCUCGAACUUGCGUGGGGCUUGCGUGUCAGGCAUCUGCCCAAAGCCUCAACUCGUUCGACUCGCUCGGCACGGCGGUCGGGAGCGGAGACAAUCUUGGACGCAGCAUUUCGAGUGACGGAACGUGCGAGGUUCACGAGCAGCGCGUGAGCGGCGGGGCCUUUAAAACAGCUGCUGCCGCUGUGCGAGAUUUUCUUGAUGCAGCAGUGCCGUCUGCGCUGCUAGAAAUGCGUGGCAGCAGGCCUGUUCCUGCUGUUGCCAAACCCACUGGCGCAGCCGCAGCCUGUCCCAUGAAGGUGGAUGACACCCGGAGCUUCUCGGAGCAGACGGGCUUGAGGCCCAUGUUUUUCAGGCGUGAUGAGACGCUCCAGCGCCUGCUAAGAUCCACGGCGGGCAUUCCCGAGGAGGGCGCAGCCGGGGAGGGCGAGGAGGGGGCAGUGGCGGGGCAGCAGCAGCAGAUGCCGCUGCAGCAGUUGCAGCAGGGUGAGGGGCAGCAGCCAGCGGAGCUACAACCGCAGCAACAGCACGACCAGCAGGGCCAGCAUGGGGAGCAGCCACGCGCUCGCACCAGCACAGGGGCCACGCCGUACCUGCCUUCCUGGGAUAUCGCGAGGAGCACCUUAUGGGCGCAGCUGGAGACAGGGCUGUUGCAGGUGGCGGCGCUGGAGCACCAGGCGGCUACGGCGGUGGCGGCAGCAGACCCAGCUGCAGCCGCUUGCGCCAGCUGUGUAGUAGACACGCACGGCUUCCACCGAGCCGGGGCACUGCAGCGGCGGCACGCCGCGACGCACCUGGGAGCGGUUCAGGAGGGGGGCGAGGAGUGCGCGGGCGAUGCCGGCGACCAGCAGGAAGAGGUGGUGAUAAGGGAGGAUGCCGACGCGGCUGCCUCAAUCGGCCGCGCAGCUGUGACGCGCCUGAGCAUUCAGGUUGAGGGGCUGGAAUGCGCUGCCACUGCUACAGCCGCGGCUGCCACAAGCUCGAUAGGGCGCUGCUAUAGCCGCACACGCAGCAUCGGCCGCGCCGCGUGCGCCGAGCUGCCGCCCCCACGCGGUCUUGGCGACGUGCCGCUGACACCGUCUGGCGGUGGCAGCUGUGGCGGUAGUGGCGGAGCGCUGGGGGCACGAGUGGGGUCCGCAACGGGGGCUGCGGCCUUCGGCCGCGCGCCCAUGUUUUUGCGCGGCGGCCGCGGCCGCGGCAGUAGCAUCGUCGCCGCAGCGCUGCCAGCCGCCGCCAUGAAUUUCGCUACUGUCACGGCCACAACAGCCGCUGGCGCAGCCUCCGCCGCGUGCAACAGCUGUGGCGUAGCCGUAGCCGCCGCUGCAGGCGCCCAACAGCACCCCCACCCCCACCACCACCAUCACAGCCGCCACCACCACCACCACCACCACCACAACGUGGCCUUUGCGGUGGGCCUGGCCGCAGCCACCACCGCCAACGCAGCGGUGAACUCGGUGGGCGACCUGGCUGUAGCGGGGCUGUCGGCUGUAGCAAGCACCGCCCUGCUGGGCGCCGUGUCGUCGGCGGCGCUGCAGCAGCUGGGGCCGCACGCGCUGGCGGCCGGCAGCAACAUGCUGGUCAACCGGAUACAGAGCAUCAUUGUGAAGAAGACCUCCACCGCCGCCAUGGACGCCGCACUGGAUGCCGCCGCCGCGGCCGCUGGCCCGUCCGCCCAUCCCUCCGCCUCUGCCGGCAUCUCCGCGGCCUCCAGCAGUGCCGGCGGCUGCAGUCGCGAGGCGCUCAAUCAGCGGCUUCGCGCCACUAUGCUCGGCAUGAGCGUCACGUGGUUCCUCUUCAACCUUGGCGGCAUGCAGGACGGCCUGAUGCAUCUGGACUUCCAACAUGACUUCGUGCACAGCGCCAAGACGAUGAUGGACCUGGCCACCAGCGGGCCCAACUUCAUGGAGAACUGCCGCGAGCUGCUGCAGAUCGGCUUCAGUGUGGUUUUGAACCUGAGCGCCCGCAACGCGGCCGGCGGCGGCGGCGGCGGCCUGGUGGCGGGCGCCGCCGCCGGCAACCUGGAAUUCGUACACGGCAUUGCGGAGGGCCUGCAGGCGAUGCAGAACAUUGCAACCGGCAUCCUGGGCUGUUGAUGCCUGGUGGAGUGGUGGCUUGGCGCAGGGCAGCUUAGCGGCUGCGGUAAGAAUUGCGAGAUAUCAUGAUAAUAGAGGGACCCUCGUGAUGCGCAGAGCAUGUGAUCCCUGCAUUCGGCCCUGCAUAGGCGACGCGGGGAAGUGCUAUGGAGUAUCAUGUCACCUUGUGCAACCCAAGGUGUUCAUUGGUGCUCUUGUGCGCAGCCGGACUAAGGGGAUGUAUGAAAUUGCGGUGAUUGUGUUCACGGUGGGCGGGCUGCAGCUGCGGGCGGUGCGGCAGGAUUCAGGAAUGAUGCAGGAGGGCUGCGGGUGUGAGGGCAGAACACAGUGGUAGGCGUGGGCUACCGCAGCCGCAGCAAGUAGCAGGUAUAAGGGUGUGGCGGCGCUAGCGGCUCGCCAGCCCGUAUCUUUGGGUGUGUUGAGUGUGAUUCUCGCGGUAUGGCUUGCGGAAUGCUGCUUUACGAUAUAGCACAGGUGCGAGAUGUGCGCAGCGAUGGACGGGGGCUUGCUUUUGUUGUCUGGGACCCCUUGCUGCUACGCCCAGGAGCAUGUUACGAGAAUUACCUUGGGGUGGCUGGAGCCUGGAGCCUGCGGUGCAUAGCGAUGAGGCAUUGAGGCCUAGCAGGGCUGGCGCAUGACGGCCAGUAGGUGGGCUUGUGUCCUGCGCAGCUCACAGAUGUGGAAAUACUCGCGUCCGGUUGAGUGCACAGACUGCAAAACUGUUACCGGUACACAAGCUACAAUGAGCAAUUGAAUAUGCCCGGCUGGCUUGAGCGGCCGCGCCCGGGACCGGGGGGGAAUGAAUAGGUAUACAUCAGAGAAUACAUAUUGGUUUGGUUGCCGGUUGCGCCAGGUUGCGCAGCUUGCGCUCUAUGUUGCAUUUGUGCGCUUCAAAGGCUGUGAUGGCGUCUAUAGCGCAACGUGGAACAUGAUGAUUGUGUGCAGUGUGCAGGGAGUAAGGGAGAAUCGGUCGGGCGUGGGUUGAAGCACAUGUGCUUUACUUGAGUUACGCAGGGUUACAGCAGCACGAAUUCAGUCACGCGGCGAAGGCGCUAGUGGUUUCAUACGCCGCGUAAGCUGCGAUGUCAUUUGAUGUGGCGCCGACACAGGUGCAUAUACGUCAACGCCGCUUUUGAGUCGCUGGGCGAUGCACCGGGGAUGUUCGGGAUGGCUAGAGACCUUGACCUACUUCGGUCACCCAGGAGGGCUGUGCUUACUAGCAGCUGUGUACGGACUUAUAGCUUGGACCAAUCAUGCUUGCAGGCCAGGCCAGUGGCGCAUCCCUUUGGUGGUGUCAUCAGGAGAGGAAAGCCGCCGGGGGCGAGGCUGCGGGGUCGGGCGGGCCGUUCGUGGAGCCGUGCAGGAGUAGCCGCUGCUAACAAUUGAACUGCAUAUGCAUA
Molecule: messenger RNA, 3898 nt
Organism: Chlamydomonas reinhardtii
Lineage: Eukaryota; Viridiplantae; Chlorophyta; Chlorophyceae; Chlamydomonadales; Chlamydomonadaceae
Exons: 7
Coding region: 699-2498 (599 amino acids)
Source: RefSeq, a predicted model, not a curated record